GUGUGGGUGCAGAAGGCACGGAGUCUGCAAGAAGAGCCUUGGUCGAAGACAUUCUAUGCUGCCUACGUGGGUGGCUGCUUCGUGGGUAUGGCAGGGUUGCUUUGCUUGGCGGUGGGUGGUAACAUCACCGCCAAUCCGACUGUACGCAACCUGCUCUUCGCGGCCUUGUUCCCGGUGAACUUGCUGCUAGUGCUGCAAACUGGCGCGCAGCUCUUCACGGGCAAUGCUGCCAUCAUGGCCAUCGGUGCUUUCGAAGGACAAGUGACCAUCAAGAGCCUCCUCCGCAACUGGGGCCUCAGUUUCGUUGGGAACCUGCUCGGGUGCCUCACGCUGAGUGCUGUGGCCCAGUACACCGGCCUGCUGACAGGGGGUGCCGCUAGCAUGGCCAUGGAAGCCGUGCUGUCCAG
Molecule: messenger RNA, 407 nt
Organism: Symbiodinium sp. CCMP2456
Lineage: Eukaryota; Dinophyceae; Suessiales; Symbiodiniaceae
Source: the annotation of a GenBank genome assembly